This is a messenger RNA of Fulvia fulva, 1623 nucleotides long. RefSeq lists its product as uncharacterized. The transcript is spliced from 2 exons. The record is from RefSeq and is a predicted model, not a curated record. Bases 1 to 1623 code for a protein of 540 amino acids. NCBI's taxonomy places the organism in Eukaryota, Fungi, Ascomycota, Dothideomycetes, Mycosphaerellales, Mycosphaerellaceae.
AUGAGGAUUGUGUCGACAGGUCAACAAAAGACUGGCCUUGCCAGCUUCUUGGAGCAUAUCGGCAUACCAUUACUAUGUCUCUUCGGCGUGGCGCUGUCCACUGGGCUAUUCUUUGAUCGAUACUGCCCGCAGUACAGCAUACAAAGCUCUGGCAGCUACGACUUCUCAUGCGCAGCCGAUGGCACUGUCAUAUAUCCCCUGGGAGGCUGCAGGAACCAAUGCUGGAACCCGAAGCUGUUUCUCAGUAUUACACUGGCAUCUGGCAAGCUCACGUUCCCACAGGCAAAGGCUGUUGACAUAUGCUGGGAUCUGGUUGUCGGUCGGGGUGGUCAGAUGCUGUUGUCCGUCUUAACUUACCCAGUCAUCAGAAAGUCUUUGAUCACUCUCCUGGAGAAGCGGCCGCUACGCAUGCCCUUGGUCACCAGUCUCACCUUUGAGCACUUUUCCAUGCGGUCGUGGUGGGCGCUUACCAAGAAUCUCGUCCACUCUUGGAGCUGGAGACUUUUUGGCUAUCUCUACGUUGUCAUCUACCUCCUGGCGUUCGGUACUUUGGUCUCGGCAAUGACUGGUUAUCAGGCCAAUAUGGCUCCAUUUUAUCGCGCCGAUGGCAAUCUUAUGGACUACUCGAAAGUGCAAGUUGUGGAAGCUUCUGUCAUUCUGGACGCCGACCGCGUAGGAUUGGAGCCAACGGUUACUGUAUAUUCCUCUCAAAGAGACCCCAACUACCCUCUCUGGAAUUACACCGCCCUCGCGAGCACAUACUGUCACACUUAUAGCUUCUACAGACGGGCAGAAAAUCGUUCCAAUGGUACAUUGUAUUCGAACGAUACCUCGUAUGGCGUCUUCUAUGUUGCGAACUACCCCGCUGAUUUUGAGGAACCAUCGGACUUGUUCUCGAUCGACUGGGUUGUGAACGAGACCGCGACGGAAGCUCGAUUAGGCUCUAGCUACAAAGGCCGCAAAACGGAGUCCCCAGUGAGGUACAUCGACUGCACGACGAGCAACAUCACACUUGGCAAUCAGACGUACUCGCUACCAGCGCCUCCACUCGACUCUCGGCCACAAGGUCAACUCUACCUCGACGAGAAUGGAAAGAUUCUCGAUCAACGAUGGCUGCACACCAGCGAAGUAUCAUCCUGCCAAACGACGGAGACCUACCAAUGGGGCUUCUCAUCCCUGCUUCUCUUCACGUUCUGCAUGUCGACCAUCGUAUUCCUCAGUGUGUUGAUGGCCAUAAACAUCGACAUCUGGCUCAACAGUCAAGUCAACCGCAUGAAGCAGACCUUCUCCCUUCAUCGAGAUAUCCUGGACUAUGCCAACGAGAUCAGAGCUGAACUCGGAGGAAAAGUGGAUGACAUGCCGCCGAAAGACCUGGACUCUAGCAUGGAUGUCCUGGGUGCAGAAGCUAGUGCUUCCGCAUACGAGUAUCCUCCCUCCCGAGCGCAAGUGUAUCGAAAGGAGCAUACGCCACGUCUACGAAGGCUUGGAUCGGAGCUGCGCGCGGGCCACACUUACAGCAUGGCCGAAACGAAGCGGUCGUUGGGUCUGUCGUAUGGCCCAGUGAGGAAAGUUUCCACUUUUGAGGGCUACGACGAGAGCCUGCGGGCGUAUGAUAUGACCUGA